AUGAAGCAUGCCAUGAUGAUGGAGUUGACAGACGGCAAGCUCUUCUACGCCCCAGUCGGCGAGAAUCCGCAGAAGAUUAUUGAUCUGGGGACUGGCACGGGAAUAUGGGCUGUUGAUGUCGCCGACAAAUACCCCAGCGCACAAGUGCUCGGCGUCGACCUCAGUCCGAUUCAACCGUUGUGGGUUCCGCCAAACUUGAAGUUUAUCGUCGACGAUAUCGAGGAUGAGUGGAUGCAUGGCGACGACUGGGACCUAGUACAUUUGCGCUGCAUUAGCCCGUGGCUGAAAGACCAACCCAAGGUCCUCCGGAUGGCAUAUGAACACAUGAAGCCCGGUGCCUGGGUCGAAAUCCAAGAGUUCGAUUCGAGAGCUAAUUGCGACGAUGGAUCUCUACCGGAGGACGCGCCAUUGAAAAGGUUCUUUGACACCGCAUCCGAAGCCGUCAAGUCCUUCAACAUGAACUUUCGCGCGGGCGAGAACCUCGGAGACAUGAUAAAAGAAGCUGGCUUUGUCAACGUCGGUUGUGUCAAGCUAAAGGUCCCCAUCGGCACUUGGGCAAAGGACCCAAAGCUGCGCUUGAUUGGCAUGUAUCUCAGGACUGCAGUAAAUGACAUGUUUGGCGCCAUGGCAGCUAAGCCCCUCCGCAAAGUGAUGGAUCCCGUAGAGAUUGAGCUGUUCCUGAAGAAAGCUAGGGAGGAUUUGAGCAAUCCAAACAUCCAUGCCUACGAGAAUUAUUUCUUCUGGACGGGACAGAAGCCGAAAAAUGUGGGAAAAGGUAAGGGGACAGACCCAGAAUGA
Messenger RNA from Phaeoacremonium minimum UCRPA7, 798 nucleotides. Its product is annotated as putative methyltransferase domain-containing protein. The record is from RefSeq and is a predicted model, not a curated record. NCBI's taxonomy places the organism in Eukaryota, Fungi, Ascomycota, Sordariomycetes, Togniniales, Togniniaceae. The transcript has 5 exons. The coding region runs from base 1 to 798 and encodes 265 amino acids. Gene Ontology annotation, molecular function: methyltransferase activity.